Molecule: messenger RNA, 1403 nt
Organism: Pocillopora verrucosa
Lineage: Eukaryota; Metazoa; Cnidaria; Anthozoa; Scleractinia; Pocilloporidae
Product: trace amine-associated receptor 7e-like
Biological process (GO): G protein-coupled receptor signaling pathway
Cellular component (GO): plasma membrane
Molecular function (GO): G protein-coupled receptor activity
Source: RefSeq, a predicted model, not a curated record
CGACCACUGGUUUAACAGGAUUCUCGUCGCUUUCUCUUUCGAUCCAACUCUCCCAAUGCACGCGAAGCUCCUCUGGAACUGAUCCAGCUACAUCUUAAUGGUUUGUAGUGGCCCAUUUGAUUUCCUCUGACUAUUCUGUCCAUGCAAACCUGGUAGAAAUGGGUGUUAGCGAUGUUUUGAAAGUCAUGAGGUCUACGUUGACAGAGGUUUCAAAUGAGGAUCUUUAGUGCACAAAUGACACAUGGGUGACAAAGAAAGCGAAGUUAGCUUAUGCGGUGUGCCUGAGUGGUUCGGACUCCCAGAGAACAGCACAGCUUCGUACGUAAACGAUAUCUUCGUCGCCGUAUUUACAGCUCUCUUGUGUUGUUUCGCAAUCUGUAGCAACUUUCUCAUUAUUGUGACAACUGUGAAAACUCCGUCAUUACAGAAGCCAUGCAAUAUUCUGCUGUGUAGCUUGGCUGCUGCAGAUUGGCUUACUGGUCUAACAUCUAUGCCAAUGUUCGCCGCUUUGAGGUUGAUAAUUCACCGUGUUCCCUCGACAUGCAGUUAUCAAGAAGACCUUUUUACCGCCUUCUAUGCGUCUAUCAUGUUAACAUCUGGAUGGUCGUUUGCUAUUUUAACUUUCGUCAGCUUUGAUCGCCUCAAUGCAUUGUCAAGACCAAUUUCCUACCGUCUGCGUGUAACUGUCGAAGGGACAGUAAAGACGAUGUCUUUUAUUGGAGUAAGUUGGUUUUUGCUAACAAUCUUAGCUCAAUUACUCCUAUCCUCGAUACUGGAAUUAGUAUUUUCCAUGACAUUGAUAGCCAUAUUCAUAGUCAUCCCGACUGUAAACCACAUAAGAAUGUACCUAGCAAUCCGCCGCCACAAUAAGGAGCUCAGACGAUCGGUUGCGUCAGUGAGGCUGACAACUGUGUUACGAAGGGAGAAGAAGACUGCCAUUGAUAUGUUUGUUAUUACUAUGGUUCUCCUGCUGUGUCUGGUGCCGGCAAUUUUGAUCAAGCCGACACAGGUUCCUUUCCCAAGAGUUUACUCUUUUUUGCAGCCUUGGUCCAUAGCAAUGGUGUUUUCAAACUCUGCUUUGAAUCCCCUGAUUUACACAUUAAGAAACCAAAGUCUUAGGGAUGCAAUGAGGAAUGUCAUUCUGAGGCGAAAUAGGAGAGCGAUUGGAAUUAUUACCAGCGAGAGCGGUGGCAGAACUCAGGAGCUGGUCAUGUUCUAAACAAGAACAAACGACAGGCGAUUGCACUGAUUGGGUGCAAAGUGAACCGUACCACAUAUGAAAGCAUCGAAGCGUUCUGUCGGUUGUUAAAUUGGAGCGCUAUUGCAGAAAACAGGAGUUAGCGGUUGACCUUUGAAGAGACCAUUUUAGUUGUUAAAACAUGAAGUAAUUCUUGAAUAAUCUU